Messenger RNA from Priapulus caudatus, 1567 nucleotides. Its product is annotated as cystathionine gamma-lyase-like. Gene Ontology annotation, biological process: transsulfuration. The record is from RefSeq and is a predicted model, not a curated record. The transcript is spliced from 10 exons. The coding region runs from base 18 to 1022 and encodes 334 amino acids. Gene Ontology annotation, cellular component: cytoplasm. Lineage: Eukaryota; Metazoa; Priapulida; Priapulimorpha; Priapulimorphida; Priapulidae. Gene Ontology annotation, molecular function: pyridoxal phosphate binding; cystathionine gamma-lyase activity.
UGGAACCCAACCAGACAAUGUCUAGAGGAAUCUUCUGCCUCAUUGGAAGAGGCUAUAAAUAUUCUUGUGUGUUUUCGUCUGGGUUAGCUGCAACAACCACCAUAUCACAUUUGCUGAAGGUUGGUGACCACAUCAUCUGCGUAAAUGAUGUCUACGGAGGAACGAACCGCUACUUCCAGCGUGUAGCAGUGCAUAACGGUAUCAGCGUGAGCUUUGUCGAUGCCUCCACCUGCCCCACGAACGUUGUGAAGGCCAUCAAGCCGAACACAAAGAUGGUGUGGAUCGAGACGCCGACGAACCCGACUCUGAUGAUGGUCGACAUCCGCGAGACGGCCAACCUGCUGAAGGACCACCCCGGCGUCAUUCUCGUCGUCGACAACACGUUCAUGACGCCCUACUUCCAGCGCCCCCUGAUGUUCGGCGCCGACAUCGUGCUGCAUUCCGUGUCCAAGUACCUGAACGGUCACAGUGAUGUCAUCAUGGGAGCCGUUUGUUUGAACGAUGAAUCGCUGUACGAGCGUCUGGUGUUCCUGCAGAAUUCGAUUGGGGCCGUGCCAUCACCAUUUGACUGCUACCUAGUGAACAGGGGAGUGAAGACACUGGCCGUACGCAUGGAACAACACAUGAAGAAUGGCCUAGCCGUGGCCAAGUAUCUGGAAGCCAACCCCAGAGUUGUGAAAGUCAUGCAUCCAGGCCUGCCCUCCCAUCCUCAGUAUGAACUAGGAAAGCGUCAGUGCAGGGGCUACAGCGGAAUGGUUUCCUUCUACAUCAAAGGCGCCUUACAGGAAGCUAAAACAUUUCUCAGCGAGCUAAAGCUGAUCACGUUGGCAGAGAGCCUGGGAGGCUAUGAAAGCUUGGCAGAGCAUCCUGGUCUGAUGACGCACGCGUCAGUGCCGGAGGAGGAUAGAGUGAAGCUGGGAAUCUCCGACACACUCAUCCGCCUCUCCAUCGGCAUCGAGGACAUCGAAGAUCUCAUCGAGGACGUCGAACACGCGCUUGUUGCCGCCAUACCAAGUCUUUAGGCAGCAUGUGGACAUCUGUGAUGUAAUCAAUCAUGUGUUUGCUACACUGUGCUUACAACAUUGGACCUACGGUCUGUGACCAGGGAGGAUACUUUCUAAUUGGGGUGAUGCACAUUUUAAGCACGAUUGUAUAAAAUUUUCUUGUUGCAAUGUGAUACUGUAAUGUAUAACAUUGAUGCUUCUUGUGCCUUUGAUUCAAGCUGAACCGAAAGAACAAAAUAUGUGCACAUGCAAAAUGAAACCGAUUUGUGUGUUCGUGGGCAUAGCUGUCGUGUCAUAAUUGGACUUAAUGCUUAUAAUUAUAGGAACAUUUUCUUUAAUUGCAAAUUGUAUCAGUGCACAAAGGGUGAAUAUUUGGGCUAGUUUUCAGCUUGUGCAGUGAUGAAUUUUAUAAUUUUGUGAUCCAUUUACGUUUGUUGUUGUUAGUGAAUGUAAUCACUUCUGGAUUUUAUUCAUGGGUUUAUGGGCACUAUUGCAGAGUUUGUUCAGGAUGUUCAGAGCUGUGUGAUUAUUGGACCGAUUACAGCAACGUUUUUACAAUCAAA